CUCCCCAACACACAACUGUCUCACCACCAACAAUUUCUCAGCAACAUAACCAUGAAGCUCGCUCAAGUUGCCCUCCUGGCGCUCGUCACCAGGUCCUCGCCGCCCCCACGGCCGAAACUCGCGACGACAGUAGUGGCAAGUCUCUCGGGACCAUCACCACCAAGGCAGAGUACCUCGCACUUCACGCCAACCACCGCCUAGUGCACAAUAACGGCAACUUCAUUGCCCUCGAUGUCGGCACCAAUGACUUUUGGCAAGUCGGCGACCCCCUUCUCUCAGACGUCAAGUCUGCCUGGACCAGCUUCACUCCGCCCACGACGAGUGUCAAGCGUGACGCUGUCUCUCUCGAAGGGAAGCGCGACUCUCCUGGGAGCUACUGCAACGGUGGCCAUUCUCCUUCGGGUGGUGUAUCUGAUAUCGGCUGUCCUUAA
Molecule: messenger RNA, 431 nt
Organism: Apiotrichum porosum
Lineage: Eukaryota; Fungi; Basidiomycota; Tremellomycetes; Trichosporonales; Trichosporonaceae
Exons: 2
Source: RefSeq, a predicted model, not a curated record